CCGCCCUUCCCCAAGAUGGCGACGCGGGGAGCCCGCACACGUGCUCUUGCCAGCAGUUGGCAUGGCGGCGGGAAACCCGUGGAGCCCAAGGGGCCUGAAGCUGCCGCGCCGCCAGGAGUCGGAAUGGCGGCUAUGGAGGUCCGGCUGCCCGUGGCCCGCAAGCUGGUGGGCCAGGACUUGGCGCGGGGCAGCGGGAGGGACCUGGUGGCGCCGGGGGACACGAUCACCACGGACACGGGCUACAUGAGGGGCCACGGCACCUACAUGGGCGAGGAGAAGCUGGUGGCGUCCGUGGCGGGUGCGGUGGAGCGAGUGAACAAGCUGAUCUGUGUCAAAGCCCUGAAAACCAGGUAUAACGGUGAAGUUGGCGACAUCGUGGUUGGGAGAAUCACAGAGGUGCAGCAGAAACGGUGGAAGGUGGAGACAAACUCCAGGCUGGAUUCAGUCUUGCUUCUCUCAUCCAUGAAUCUGCCGGGAGGGGAGCUGAGGAGGAGAUCGGCAGAGGAUGAGUUGGCCAUGAGGGACUACCUGCAGGAGGGGGACCUGAUCAGCGCGGAAGUCCAGUCCGUGUUCUCUGAUGGGGCUGUAUCGCUGCACACCCGGAGUCUGAAAUACGGGAAGCUUGGCCAGGGUGUGCUCGUUCAGGUUUCGCCUUCCCUUGUGAAGCGCCAGAAGACUCACUUCCACGACCUGCCCUGUGGCGCCUCUGUGAUCCUGGGCAACAAUGGCUUCAUCUGGAUCUACCCCACUCCUGAGCAGAAGGAUGAGGAGGCAGGUGGCUUCAUCACCAACCUGGAGCCAGUCUCCUUAGGUGACCGGGAGGUAAUCUCACGACUCCGGAACUGCAUCAUGGCUCUGGUUACGCAGAAACUGAUGCUCUAUGACACCAGCAUUUUGUAUUGCUACGAAGCAUCACUCUCCCAUCAGAUCAAGGACAUUCUGAAACCGGAGGUGAUGGAGGAGAUAGUGCUGGAGACCCGGCAGAGGCUGUUGGAACUGGAGGGAUAAUGGCGGGAGUGAGGAGUAGCAGCUUGGCAUUUCAUCACAUCAGCCUUUGCAUCCCAGUGUUAUGCAGUUCUGCCACGUCCCAACCAGCAUCCCUGAACUCAGAAAGCACCUGAAUCCCGUUGUCUUCACAAGUUCCUCCUUGUGUAGUUUUCAUUUUGUUUUCGAAUAGUCUUAUCCCCUCAUGCUUCAAAGUGGACUUGUGGCCCUUGGGAAUGCUGGCUAUAACUGGCGUGUCUCUCACUAGGUAGGUUUUGGUGGGGAAUCAGAAGUGCCUCCGAUGUACCCCCAACUCAGCCCAAAAGAUUAGAAGACAGAGGAAGCCACUGUUUCAUCUUGGGAUAACCGUUUCUUUCGCUGCUCUCACCCAUGAUAAGAGUGUGACUUUUUACUCAAGGGUCCAUAAUCUUCUCCACAAGACCCCAUGUUGCAGCUACACAUCCUCUCACAACUGAUGAAUUGUUCAGGUCAGUGCUCUGGGGUGUUCUCCCUGCCCCUAAAUGUGUGUUGGAGUCAGCCAUUUUGGGCCCUGGCUUAUCGACAGUUCAGACAUACAGCACAGGAUGGUGAUGUGUCUACUGGAGCCAGGAGGCUGGUUCACUGAGUACCGAGACCUUGCAGGUGAAACGUGGGCAUCAGUCAUCAAAUCUGGUAUCACCUGCCUGCUGAUCCCGAGAGCUUUAUUUGGUAUAUGUGAUACUGUGAGCCUCUCUAGACAUGGAGGGUUCAAACAUUGUUUCCUACCAGUGAUUUUUUUAUAUAAUGUCAAUUAAAAACUGCCUUUGAGGGAGAA
Messenger RNA from Alligator mississippiensis (American alligator), 1798 nucleotides. It is a transcript of the gene EXOSC2, whose product is annotated as exosome component 2. The record is from RefSeq and is a predicted model, not a curated record. Gene Ontology annotation, biological process: TRAMP-dependent tRNA surveillance pathway; poly(A)-dependent snoRNA 3'-end processing; nuclear polyadenylation-dependent rRNA catabolic process. Gene Ontology annotation, cellular component: cytoplasmic exosome (RNase complex); nuclear exosome (RNase complex). Bases 16 to 1008 code for a protein of 330 amino acids. Gene Ontology annotation, molecular function: RNA binding. The transcript has 9 exons. Lineage: Eukaryota; Metazoa; Chordata; Crocodylia; Alligatoridae.